Messenger RNA from Rhinocladiella mackenziei CBS 650.93, 1062 nucleotides. RefSeq lists its product as uncharacterized. The record is from RefSeq and is a predicted model, not a curated record. The transcript is spliced from 3 exons. Gene Ontology annotation, molecular function: hydrolase activity, hydrolyzing N-glycosyl compounds. Bases 1 to 1062 code for a protein of 353 amino acids. NCBI's taxonomy places the organism in Eukaryota, Fungi, Ascomycota, Eurotiomycetes, Chaetothyriales, Herpotrichiellaceae.
AUGCGCAUAUCCUUCGUCUUGAGCUUGAUGGCCUUGCCGGCCGCUUGGGCUGCAGCGCAACCUCAAAGCACGUCCAAUUCUGCUGGAGAGAAUGACUUGAGUCAGCUCUAUUACAUUCCAAACAACCAGAAACCACGAGUAUUUGUGUGUACCGACAUUCUCAACGAGCCCGAUGACCAGGAGUCUGUCGUGCGCUAUCUCUUGUACUCGAAUCAGUUCAACACGCGCGCUCUAUGCACGACGACCUCAACCUGGUUAAGGAACUCAACCCAUCCGGAGGCCGUUCAGCACAUUGUCAACGCAUACAGGACGGUUGUAAACAACCUCAACCAGCACGUGCACCCGCAGAACCAAUAUGCUCCGGCCGACAUCAUGACGUCGCUGAUUACGUCGGGUCCAACUGUCUAUGGUAAGGCAGCCUUGGAACAACCACUAAGUGAUGGCGCUUCAUUGCUCAUCGAGCGCCUUCAGGAAUCGGAAGACCCACUAUGGGACGACACGGGUGAAUGGAUCCGCAACGGCUGGCCGGAUAUCUUCUGGAUUGCCUCAAUUCACACCUUCGGCAACUACGACUUGGCAACCUGGCAAGGAAUGUGGACAGGCUUGCCAGACAUGGUCCAAAAGGUCAGCCAGCCGUGGAUCGGCCAAAACAUCCAGGUAGGCCCGCUGGGCGCCGUGUACCCGAGUCGAAAUGUGGGCGCCGAAAGUGACACGCCCUCCUUCCUGUGCCUGAUUCAGAACGGGUUGGGCGAUCGUGACCAUCCCGGUUACGGCAGCUGGGGUGGCCGCUAUGGUCCUAUCAACAUCGGCGGCGUACGCUGGGCCGAUACGGAGGAUACUUUCUACUACGUGCAGGAGGGCAAAAAUGAGACGAGCAACAAGGCCACCGUCGCUCGCUGGCGUGACCACUUCCAGAACGACAUAGCCACACGCAUGCAGUGGACACUGAGCCCGAGCUUCGCGGACGGAGUACACCCACCCGUCCCUCGCAUCAACGGCACCGCCGGCCCAGCUCCAAUCCGCAUGAUAGUCACGCCGGGCUCCCAGGUUGUGCGACUUUGA